AUGGAGUUUGGGGAACGGAAGAGGCGAAGGAAGUCACAGAGCUUUAAACUGGUCACGGAUGAAGAUUCUGACCCUUCAUAUAUGAUGAAUCCCAGCUGCAAAGAUGCCAACGGAGAGCCGAAGGGCCCUGCUGUGCCUGAUGUUUGGGUGGAGGAGGAGGGCAUCAAGAUCAAGAGGCAAAUCACAGGAAUGAUGAGGCUUCUGAGCGAUAAGACUGGCAGGGUAUAUCAGCGUGUGGGAACAGAGCAGGACAGCUUAACAAAGGAGCCCCAGGAUGGGCAUCUGACCUGGGCACAUCAGCCUGCACCUUUAUCUCUUGUGUCAGAUGACCACCACAGCAACAGCUGGAACUGUGCAGGGGACCCAGGGCCUUCACCUUCGUCCAUAUCCGCCAGCAUCCCAAACGGUCCAGUCUGUGGCCAGUACAGCACCCGCUCUAAAGCCGUGAGGAUCCUCACCAACAGCAAGGAUCUGAUCAAAGUGAACGAAGCCAACGCAGAUGUAGUCCCUCCUGCUGUGCCAGACCCCCCCUGCUGUAUGUGUAACUGUAAGGGCACCUUGCAGGCUAUUUUGCAGGAAAUGCGUGCCAUGAGGAGGCUGAUGCAGACUCAAAAAGCAUCCUUGGAAAGACAGGAACAGGCAGCAUCACCAUGCCAACCUCGUUUUGUUCCAGGCCCCGCUCCUCGCUGUAGGCCCCGCAAGAGGAGGCCAAUCUAUAAGGUGGCACCACUUGCUGUGACCAGUAGUAGAAGAGCUGCUCUUGCCCCUCUCGAGGCAUCGCCACUCAAACCCGCACCUGCAGAAUCUGGAAAGAGGGAAGAAUGUGAGAAAGAGCAAGACUCAUCUCCACCCAACAGCCAUCCAGCCUCCUCUGGGGUUUCAGUACUGCCACCGCAGAACAAUCCAGCAACUGUCAACAACACACACAAGCCUCUCCUGAGCCAACUAAGGGAACCUCAGUUGUUAGAGUCGGAGGUGCGUCUUGCAGAGGAUUAUGAUGUGUUUAUCUCAAAGGCUCAGCUAGACUCCAUUCUGGUCAACUAUACACGCUCUGGCAGCCUGCUGUUCAGGAAACUGGUGUGUGCCUUCUUCGACGAUGCUACCCUGGCUAACUCCCUGCCAAAUGGUAAAAGGAAGAGAGGGCUCAAUGAUAACCGUAAGGGCUUGGACCAGAACAUUGUGGGUGCCAUUAAAGUGUUUACAGAGAAAUACUGCACUGAACACAGAAUAGAUAAGUUGCCGGGGCCACGUGAUUGGGUUCAGAUCCUUCAAGAUCAGAUCAAACUUGCCAGAAGGAGGCUGAAAAGAGAUGCUGCAGAAGCAGAAGAAGCCUUAAAUGGACCUUCCACAAGCUGUGACUCUAACAAGCCUGCAAAUGUGAAAGGGGCAGAGGUGAACAUGAGUGGUUGA
Chelmon rostratus (copperband butterflyfish) is the source of this 1410-nucleotide messenger RNA. It is a transcript of the gene bend7, whose product is annotated as BEN domain containing 7. The transcript is spliced from 10 exons. Gene Ontology annotation, molecular function: DNA binding. NCBI's taxonomy places the organism in Eukaryota, Metazoa, Chordata, Actinopteri, Chaetodontiformes, Chaetodontidae. The record is from RefSeq and is a predicted model, not a curated record. Bases 1 to 1410 code for a protein of 469 amino acids.